AUGGACGCUGAUCAUAACAAUGCCAUCUCAAAUCCAUCCAACAACAAUAUGGAACCAAAGUCAAGAACUCGCUCUUUUCUUCCUACAAUUCCGAAGCUGAUGAAGUCUCGGUGCAAGGCUGAUCAAAGUGCACCACAAGUUUCUGGAUUUGGAGGCAUUCCUUGUCCUGAGCAAGAAUCGAACUUGCUUGUGAAAUUGUUUACAUACUGGCUCGAUCCUCUGAUAAAAGUUGGCUUCAAACGCGACCUGAAACUCGAAGACUUUUGGCAACUGAAUGAAAGAAAUCAAGCCAAAGUGCUUGCUGCCCAAGUCAACGAUGCCUGGGAACAUGAAGUUGCGUCCAAAACCAAACGUGGAAAGCAACCUAGCCUCAUAACAGCUGUGACACGAGCAUUCGGACCUGCCAUAGUGCAAAGUGCUAUUUUCCGAUUGAUUGCAGACACGUGCACGGUUGUAUCGCCACUGGUGGUUCAAAACAUCAUUAUAUACCUACAAAAUGGACCGGCUACGGACUCUGGAGCACAUGGCUACAUACUGGCGCUCAUAUUGCUACUUCUACAAUUGCUCAACUCUAUUUCAAAUGUGCACAAAGACGGGCUUUCACAACAGUUUUCCAGUGGAAAACUGGUAAAUAUAAUGUCGUCGGAUGCCAAUCGAAUCGACCUCAUGUGCUUUAACAUUCAUUUGUAUUGGGCUGGACCGUACAUUGUCAUAUUAGCCAUGAGUUUGUUGUUGUAUUCUAUUGGUCCUUCAGCCCUAGUAGGAUUUGGACUGCUACUUUUAUACAUACCAUUCCAGUCUUUCUGCUCUACCCUACUUUCCAAAAACCGCCGCAGUGCAAAUUUGGUUGCAGAUUCCAGAAUCCGAGCUACUCAAGAGACACUGUCCGGAAUUCGUGUCAUCAAGAUGUACUCUUGGGAAAAUCCGUACCUCAAGUCAAUUGCCGACUUGAGGUUUUCCGAGACUGGAUUUAUAAGGAAUAUUCUACUUGUCAGAGCAUCUGUGUCUGGAAUGUCUCAAGCAAUGCCAGUCUUCGCCACAAUGCUGUCGUUUAUCGUAUACGUUCAGACCGGCAACACCUUGAAUCCAGCCAAUAUCUUCACCGCGUUGGGACUAUUCAAUGUGUUGAGAAUACCGUUGAUUCAGUUACCUCUUAUGUUGACUCAGACGGUGGACGGGUUCGCAGCACUUCGUCGUAUAGAAUCCGUAUUAUUAUCACCUGAAAUGGAUUGUGCGCCGGGAUUGUUGACUGAUCCGAAUUAUGGUCUAGUGGUGAAAUCAUCCUCCUUCUCAUGGGAGGCUACCGAUGAUGACGAGAGCGAACCCGAUGCUGCAGUCACAGAUGGUGCUGAAUCAUCGUCAGCUGCCAUAGAAGCAUCUGGAGCAGAUCCUUCAACUGCUAGCAGCAACAUAGACAGUGCCUUGGAUCAUAAAACUGUCGUAGUUGAUUAUCCAGUGCCACUACAGGAACCGUCGUCUCCACCAGGUUCCGAUGUUUCAGAAAAGCUGUUGGCAGACGGUAUUGUCUCCAAAGAACAAUAUAACGGAAUUCGUGAACUUGGCGCUAGCCAAACCAAGCUUCAGACUGAUUCUGUACCCCGACGAGUCUGUUUAUCAAUUAGUGCGGAUGCAGGAGAGAAUCGUGCUAACGACAAUUUGGAUGGUGCUGAUGCGAACGCAUUCAAGCUUCAUGAUAUUGAUGUUGCUAUAGAGAAGGGAUCGUUGGUUGCAAUCAUCGGAACUGUGGGUGCUGGCAAAUCGAGUUUCUUGAAUGCUAUUAUUGGAGAGAUGAGGAAAUCAUCUGGCACUGGUGUAUUUGUUGGAGGGACAAUUUCAUAUUGUGCUCAACAGCCAUGGAUUCGAAAUGAUACCCUCCGAAACAAUGGUAAUGGUGAAAUACUUGAUAUACUUCUUUUUGACGAUUGUAAUGGCAAAAUCAUUUAUACGACUCUAUUAGUCUUGUUUGGAAAGCCGAUGGAUGAGAAACGCUAUGCCAAUGUGCUGAGAGAUUGCGCUCUGGAACGAGACUUGGAAAUCUUGCAAGGCGGUGACAUGGCCGAAAUUGGAGAGAGAGGCAUAAAUCUUUCAGGAGGUCAGAAAGCUCGCGUCGGAUUAGCGCGGGCUGUUUAUCAAGACACUGAUAUCGUAUUGAUGGAUGAUGUGCUAUCAGCAGUGGAUAGCGGAGUUGGCAAAUCCCUCUUUGACAAUUGCAUCCUUGGGGCAUUGAAGGGCAAGACUAGAAUAUUGGUCACUCAUGCAUUACAGUAUUUGCCUCGAGUUGAUAAAAUCCUCGUCAUGAGCGGUGGCACCAUAGUCGAACAAGGUACAUACAAGGAGCUAAUGGCCGACAAAUAUUCGUAUCUUUCGGCAAAUCAAGAUGCAUGGAAUAGUCCAUCGCCAUUGUCAUCUGCUGAAUCUGUUCAACGUCGAAGGUCUUCGGUAAAAGUUAUUGAGACAGAGAUAGCGACCAAAAAAGCCGCCGAGUCGCCAGCUGGAGAAAAGCUGAUGAGCACGGAGGAAGAACAUAAAGGGAAAAUUACAUGGUCUGCGUAUGGAACGUAUCUGAAAAUGCUGGGUGGAUUUUGGGUUACGUUUGCUGUUGUGCUUGGGUUGGUUAUGGCUCAAGUGACCAGGAUUGGCACUGAUCAAUGGCUGGUACAAUGGACAAACAAGCGGUUCCCCCUUGACACUGGUUCAUACGAAGGAAUCUACGUUGCAUUGGGCUUAUCCCAGUGCCUGUUCAUAUUAGGACAAUCUCUCGUUUUUGCAUAUGCGGGAGCUAAUGCCUCACGACGAAUCCACAAUGCUGCUUUGGAAAAGAUAUUUAGGUCGCCAGCUACGUUUUUUGAUACCACCCCAUUGGGAAGGCAAGUGUAUUGCUCACUACAGAUUUUAAAUCGCUUUUCCAAGGACGUUGAUACGAUUGACCUUCAGCUACCAGAAAAUUUUCGUACGAUGCUCUACACUGCUGCCCUAACAAUCGGCAACUUUGUCCUAAUCUGCAUCAUAUUCCCAAUCAUGCUGGCCCCACUCAUUCCAGCACUUAUAUUCUAUGGCUUUGUACAACAAUACUACACGGCAUCUUCUCGAGCCCUCAGACGAUGGGACAGCAUAACACGGUCCCCACUCCUAGCUCACUACUCUGAAGCGUUGACAGGGCUACCAACGAUACGUGCAUAUGGCAUUGAAGAUCGUUUCAGGAAAGAGAAUCUGAAGCUUCUUGAUGACAAUAAUGCCGCGUAUUAUCUUUAUGUCUGUAUCCAACGGUGGUUGAAUAUCCGACUCGAGUUUGCGUCGAGUAUGAUCAUAUUCCUGACAGGUAUAUUCUGUAUUACCGAGAGGUCUGUACUAUCACCGGCAUCUGCUGGUCUAGUGCUGUCUUAUGCUUUGACUAUUACCACGUCCUUAAACUGGGCGGUGAGGAAUAUUAGCCAAACUGAAAACAAUAUGAAUUCAAUUGAACGAUUAGUCCAUUACUGCGAAUCUCUGGAAAGUGAAAAGCCAGACAUAAUUCCAGAACACCGACCACCUGCAUCCUGGCCAUCAGAAGGAAAGAUUGAGAUUCGUAACUUGACGUUACGGUAUCGUGAUAAUCUUCCAGAUGUGAUACAUGAAAUAUCCUUCACAGUGGAGGCUGGACAGAAACUAGGCGUUGUGGGCCGUACAGGUGCUGGUAAAUCAUCCAUUGUGGUUGCAUUACUACGACUGGUUGAGAAAAAGAGUGGCGAAAUCCUAAUCGACAAUUUAGAUGUAUCCAUGAUGGGCCUACAUGAUCUUCGAAAGUCAAUCUCUACAAUCCCACAGGAGCCUGUCUUAUUUUCAGGAACUAUUCGCAGCAACCUUGAUCCAUUUGACCAAUAUUCUGACGAGGCCAUAUGGGCUGCACUAGGACAAAGUGAUAUGAAGGGCGUCGUGGCUAACACGCCUGGAGCACUUGAGGCCGCUGUUACAGAAAAUGGCGAAAACUGGAGCCAGGGCCAAAGGCAGCUUCUGUGUCUUGCUCGUGCGCUUCUUCGAAAGUCCAAAAUUGUCAUCCUUGAUGAAGCUUCCGCCUCAGUCGAUGGAGAAACAGAUGAAUUCAUACGAGCAACCAUUCGACGAGAUUUCGCGGAUUCAACAAUUAUUACUAUUGCACAUCGUCUCGACACAGUUGUAGACUAUGACAAGAUCCUAGUCCUCUCACACGGAACCGUGUUGGAAUUAGAUACCCCACACAACUUGUUAUCAAAUCCAAACAGUGCGUUUAGUAAGAUGGUGGAUGAGACAGGCAAGACGAAUGCACAGCAUUUAAGGGAUGUUGCUGCUGCCAAACAUCUGAAUAAAAGCUGA
This is a messenger RNA of Synchytrium microbalum, 4329 nucleotides long. RefSeq lists its product as uncharacterized. The coding region runs from base 1 to 4329 and encodes 1442 amino acids. Lineage: Eukaryota; Fungi; Chytridiomycota; Chytridiomycetes; Synchytriales; Synchytriaceae. Gene Ontology annotation, molecular function: ATP hydrolysis activity; ABC-type transporter activity; ATP binding. Gene Ontology annotation, cellular component: membrane. The record is from RefSeq and is a predicted model, not a curated record. The transcript is spliced from 21 exons. Gene Ontology annotation, biological process: transmembrane transport.